CAAUUCUUUGAGUAAUCAAUGAAACAAUUACUAAACCCUCUCCUUCUCAAAAGCUCUCCGUCGGAGUGAGAGAGGGGCGUCAAGAUUGUAAAAGUGCAGCAGGCGCAGGGGAUCUGUGUGCUCUCUCCUCUCUCACUCCAUCCUUAAACCUAAAUUCUCUGGCCUUUUCUACCUCGACUCUGCCAUUAAAACUCGAUUAAAGCUUCAAAGAUCGGGCAAAGAAUCCCUAAACACAGCUUCAAAGAUCGGGCAAAGAAUCCCUAAACACACCAUUUUUCAGAGCCUUUUUUUCCCUCCGUAAAAUGUGCUAGGUCAGCCAUUGUUGAGGGUUAAAAAAUGGGUGAGUAGGCCAUUCUUUAACUCUUAUACAUGUUUGCCUAGACUGUGAUUUCUUUGCAUCUGUGUUUCCUCUGAGAAUUCUGGCGUUUAUUUAUUUUCCAUUUUUUCCCCUACCAGUAAAACUGUAUUAAAAGCUAUCAAGAUCGCAUUAACAUGGUUUUUGUGGAAUUACUAUUACCAAUUAUUUCAAGUCCCGGUUAUCUUUUCAUGAACAUGUAAAAGUUUACAUGAUAGUUUUAUUUCUUUUUUUUUUCCUCUUUGGUGAUUUCUUAAUCUUGCUUUUAAAGAGAUGAGCUUGUUUUUUGUAUUUUUCUUGAAUAUUUUUCUUUUUUAUUGCUAUUGUGUUCUGUCUCUGCAAAUUCAGUGUCCUGACUGUGAACGCCUGUGAAAAUGGAAGAUUUUCAUGGUCUUUUUCUUGUUUGGUUUUUUAAAGUCUCUUCGUUUUUUAUUUUAUCCUGCUUCCAUGGACUUUAGCUAUUUCCUCGUGCUUGAAUUAUUUAUCCAGAAUGGGGAAUUGACCUCCGUUUUUCAGAUAUUCCAUACAUUUGUUUUUCUGAUAUUUUGUCGGAGGGUUUUUUUUAAAAAAUUUUGAUAUUUUAAGAAAUUAUCAUUUGGCUCAGCUCGGCUCAGCUCUGCUCAGAUCAGCUCGGCUCCCAUCUGCUCGGCUCCCGCUCCCCUAAAUUUCUCUCAGAUUGAGCUGAGUCAAGCCAGUACAACCUGAGCCGAGCCGUUCAAUGUCAGCUCAAGCCGUUAAAAGCCGAGCAGAGCCGAGCCGAGCUAAGGGUAGUCUAUGCAAGCCGAGCCGAGCCGAACUCAUAAAAGGGAGAGAGAAAAAUCCAGAAAAAAAACAUUAUUUCUAAAACAUCAAAAAAAAAAAAUGCCCCUAAAAAUUAACUUGAUCGCACCUUUGAUAUGUUUCAAAGACGCAUCUAUAAUGUCCAGCCUACGCAAGAUUGAGUUGGCGACUAAGAAUUUGCAAUUCAUCGGCUUGAAAUUUGGUCAGUAGUGUGUCGAUAAUGAGGAAGAAUGCAUUGGAUAAUGCUUUUAAGGCUAAUGACCACAAUAUGGGAGUUCGUAAGUCAGCUUGCAGCUUGAAGGGCACUUGUCUAAUGGUAAGGUGCAGUGUUCAAACUCCUCUGUUUUUUGUCCACACUCCCUUUCUUCUUCUCAUUCGGUUAUUCCCCUCUUUCUCUCUCUCUCUCUCUCGCUCUCAGAUCAAAUGUCUCUACCUAGUUCAGAUUAGUAUGAAGCAGAGAGACUAAUUUCAAGCAAAAUUUUGUUGUGGAAUGAGUUAAAAAGAUGAAGGUCACAACCGACUGAAUUUUGUUAUGAUCCAUCAUUUCAAGAGGAUGAGUUACUUGAUCCCACAAGGGCCCAAAUUUUGUUCUCAGUUCUAAAUCUGCAUGAUAAUUUGAAGCUUACAGUAUUGGUUUUAAUCAGAUCCAUUUCCAUGGUAUGGGCAACUCUCCUACUCCGCCUCCACCUCAACCACAAUCGCGCUCCCUUUCUUCUCUUUCUCCGGGCCAUGAGAACUACUCCGCUUCCCUCAAAACCAGAUCAUGAAGUUACCAUUCAUGGCUCCAAAGAUGACUACUUUGCCGUUGUACACCAUAUCUCCAACAUAGUCAGGAGGGACUACUUCCUGGAGCGAACCCUGCAAAAGCUAAACCUAACCCUAACUCCUGAGCUCGUUUACAGAGUCCUUCGCUCCUGCAACAAAAAUGGCAUCGAGUCCUUUCGUUUCUUUAACUGGGCUCGAACCCAUGCUUCAUAUCACCCCACAACUAUUGAAUUCGAAGAGCUCAUAAAAACCCUAGGUCAAACCAAAAAUUGGGAAACCAUGUGGAAAGUUGCAGACCAUAUGAAAAUUCUGGGGUUUCCUUUGUCUCCAGAGACAUUCUCGGCUGUUAUGGAUUCUUAUGGUAAAGCUGGGCUUUUAGAUAGGGCAGUCGAGGUCUUCAAUCGAAUGAAACAUUUUGAUUGUCCUCAAACUACUGGGGUGUACAACUCAUUGCUCUCUGCUCUUUGCAUGGUCAAGAAUUUUCAGGGGGCUUAUGCCCUAAUUCGACGAAUGAUCAGAAAGGGAGGGCAUCCUGAUAAGCAGACUUAUGCUAUCCUGGUUAAUGGCUGGUGUUCUAGUGGAAAACUCGGAGAAGCUCGAGAGUUUUUAGAGGAGAUGAGCAAAAAGGGCUUCAAUCCCCCUGUUCGAGGUCGAGACCUUCUUAUCGAUGGGUUACUGAAUGCUGGUUAUCUUGAAUCUGCAAAAGAAUUGGUUAAAAAAAUGACAAAGGAGGGGUUUUUACCUGACAUUUCAACCUUCAAUUCUCUGUUGGAAGCUCUCUGCAACUCUGGAGAAACUGAGUUUUGUAUUGAGCUACUUAGGGUUGUUACUGAACUGAGUCUUGUUCUUGAUAUUGGCACUUACAAAAUUUUGAUCCCUGCUGUUUCGAAAUCGGGCCAGAUCGAUGAGGCUUUCCGGCUAUUGCAUGCCUCCAUUGAGGAUGGGCACAAACCAUUUCCUAGCCUUUAUGCACCAUUGCUCAAGGUUCUGUGUAAAAGGGGCCAAUUUGGUGAUGCAUUUAGUCUUUUUGCUGAUAUGAAAGCAGAGGGCCACGCACCAAAUAGGCCUGUGUAUACAAUGUUGAUGAGAAUGUGCUGUAGAGGUGGGCGGUGCGUGGAUGCUGCGAAUUAUUUGGUGGAGAUGGUGGAGCGUGGAUUGGCACCGAGAUCAGAGAGUUUCGACAUGGUCAUUGAUGGUUUGAAGAAUGCCGGUAAGCACGAUCUGGCUAAGAGGAUUGAUCACAUGGAGAUUUCACUUAGGGGAAGGUGAUUAAUGGAGAGUUUUUGCCAUUGGAGAUUUUUAUCAAGAAAAGAGUGUGGUCAGUGGAGAUUUUGCCAUCCCAUUUUCUAUCUUGAAGUGAGCAAUUGACUUCAUUGCUCACUAAGUUUCAGAGCGACUCAUUGAUGGGAGGACAUUGCUUGCUAGUCUUUUCUUGAGUAUGUGCCUGGAGUAUUGUUGCAUGGCCAUGAGUGUGAGCUCAUCCCUGAAAACUGAGGUGGCCAAAUCAGGGCAGGAAGUGUAUAUUUUCCAGGUAAAGCUCUGUUGUCGUAAAAGUAGUGGCUAUGUAGGGUUCCGAGGGUGUGAAUUUAAUUUUUUUCCCUUUGUCUUUUAUUACCAACGAGGUAAUUCUACCUACAAUGAUAAAUUAUACAGGGGAAACAGAAAAUAAAACCUAAAUACAACUUGUGGAUCUAAUUCUUACUGCCUUAAAGAAAAUAAAACUUUAUUCAUAAACUGACACACUAUAUUAAGACUAUAGAAUACACGAACAAUGCUCUAAUGAGGAGAUCGAUCAGGAAAGCGAUUAGGAUUCCCGUGAACGCUAUUCUGCAUUGCUGUUGGUGUUGAAAUAAGCUUGCAACCAAGCGUCUUGAGUACGAUCAAGAAGAUCCUGGAUAUAUUAGUUUGUGAUGGAAAUACCACCUAGAAAAUAAGAUACCUCCAUGCCAAGAAAGUAGUGAAGGGGUCCCAAAUCUUCCGUUGGGAAAUAAACCAUUCUAAAGGAUCUGAAUAAUCACCUGUCACAAUAAUAUCAUCGACAUAUAGGAGAAGAAGAAUAGUACCUUGAGGAGAGCAACAAAUAAAUAGAGAUGAUUCAACUAUACUGCGAGAAAAACCCAACGAUAACAAGGAAUAUUAAAAAAUUUGGCUGCCUGGUCGCCUAGGCUGCCAAGGCACAUUGAGGCACCUUGGCCGAGGGAGGAAAAAGGUCCUUGGCCAUGGGUAAUUUAGGGAGUUUCCCAUCCUAAAAGGUGGGAAAAGGUUUUUGGGGAGCAUUCUUGUUCCCCAAGACCUCUCUUGUGUAAUUUAGUGAGAGGAAGUCUCUAAGAAAAACUAAGGACUGGUGACUUUUUUAGGGAUCAAGAAAAUUUCAACUUUAUACUUCGUGAUACUUUUUGGAGCUGGUUUGGGCGGAUAUAGGUUUCUUUUUUAAAAGGUUAGUCCAUUACAAUAUUGAAUUAGGGUUUGUUCAUUUUUUUUUGUAUAAUGUGUUAUGACUCGAAUCACUUGAUAUUCUUUUACUAUUUUUUUAUUUGUGAUAUUUUUACAUAUUUGUAAUUGAGAACUUGAAAUAUUUUGUGAAUAUUCCUCGAUUUGGACUUUGGGCCUAUAUCGAAUUCAUUUUGAAAUGCUUAAUGAAAUAUGUUUUUGUUUUGUCCUUCUUUUUUUAUUUUUUUACAUGCUUGAAGAUAGAAUAUUUUGUGAAUAUAUACAGGUUUUGACUUAUAUUUUUUGAAUGGUUUGAAACUUCAAAUUGAAUUUGAUAUUUUUUAAAUAUUUAGACCAAAUCUUAUGGAUAUUAUGCCAUGUGAUAUUAUGUGAAUAUUUCUUUUAGAUUGAUAACAUAUUAUGUGAUUCUUGUUAGAUUGAAAAACCAAAUAUCACCCUACCCCCCCGAUCCUGAGGUUUUACCACGUGAAAGGGGUCAAACAGGUUUAGAGACCCACUUAAAAAAGAAUGGAUAGAGAUAAGAUAACACAAUAGUUGGCUAGAUGGUUAUACCAAGCAGGCAUUUCUUUCAAGGCUGCUAAGUUGAAUAGCUUUCAAACUAUGUUUGAAGUAAUGGGUCAAUUUGGGCCAGGGUUUAGGGCACUAACUGCUUAUAAGCUUGCUUAGAACAGAACUUGAGCUCAUAGUUACCGGGAUCUUCUGAGGAGGACGUUGCUCCAGCUCUAGAAGCUUGAUCCCACGCUCCGAGACACAAAAUCUCGAUUCCAAGCAAUUCCUUCAUAUAUAGAAUCUCGAUCCUGGAAAUAGGGAACUCGAUCCCUUGUUAAUGGGAUCCAUAUCACUAAGCCAAAAUCAUGGUUCCAUUAAUACGCAGAACCGUGGUUCGACCAACUUGGAAUCGAGUAUCCUCUACUUUGGGAGCAAGUUUCACAAGCACAUUUUUGGUCCAUAUAUAGUGGAGUCUGGGUCUCCAAUUUUUUGUGACCUACAUAUUUUUUAAAUGCCAUGAUUUCCUACAUAAUUUACAGUUCACAACUUUAUACACCUUGUAAAUCGUGAAUUGUAUCUAGUUUCAAAGAAAGGCAAUAAUAUAGGGCAAGGAGAUAGAAGGAAAAAGUUGAAAGGCGAUACUAAAGUUAGCCGCGUUUUGUAUCUAUUGAGGAAUGAGGUCGUGAUCAAUAUGCUUAACUCCCUUAGGGCUAGUUCAUUUAGUCCUGUCCACCCCCACAGGACUUCUAUCGCUUUAGUGUUGGUCGACCAAAUAAAGCCACUCAUUGGGCUGCCUUAUUGAUGAUAGAAUAAUAUGUAUGCUUGGAAUUGUGAGGCCUCUCUCGUGCAUAUGUCAUUGAGCCCUUUGCAAUCUUUGACAAAGGAGAGGUAUAGGGAAUUGUAUAUGGCAAUGUCUUUCCUUUUUUCUGGUUUGGUCAAGGAGAGCUUAGCUAUAGCAACAUCUCCUUUUCAGAAACAAUCUAUUGGAACAUUCUUAUAUGUAAUCAUCGAUCGAUAUUCAAGUAGGAGUCGUCUGAUUCAACCGAUUGGUGCCAAAAUGUGGAUGUGUGCGUUCGUAGGCAGACCAAUGUAGGUAGGUGCGCAUUUUUGUAGUGGACCCACAUUAGUAAAUUUUUAGAGUGAUUCUUACAUAAGUAAUUGUUUUAUAUCACUCUUCAUUCCCAUUGCUAACAUAUAAAAAAUUUGUUUUUAUCAGGGUGUGACAAACGUUUUGUUAACAGCUCAAAGCAAAAAUCAAGAUGAAAAAGAUGUGCAUCAUACAAUCUGUCAAUGGUGCAUUAUCACCUAAAUGCAAAAAUCUUGCAUACCAAUCUCUCCUUGACUGAAGUUGAAAGGGGUUGCACAACACGAUAAACUAUCAUUUUACGGUAACGACCUACCAAUGAUGACAAAAUGUCAAAGAGAAUUUCAAAGACAUGAUUAUUGUUUACAUUAACACUUGGGUUUCUGAAUUUGGAGAAAGUUAAAACAUAUUGUUCAAUGGAUUUACUCCCAAUGCAAUACAGUGGAUAAGUGAACUUCAGGAUCCUCAAUGCUAAUCACAGCAGGACAUGAUCCUAUUUAGUAAGCAAAUCUUGAUAAUGCUACGUAUAAAAUUGAAUCAGUAGGGAAAAUAACAAUCCCCAUGGAAAGCAAUCCCCAGUCUUGAGAAUCUUACGGGAACAUAGUAUUGCUUUUGCCAGUAAAAUUCCCUUCACUCAAGCAUAUCUUUCUAAUUUCUUAGAUUUCAGAUUAAGAAAAGUGUGGGGCUUAGAAUAUUGUUAUACUUUGGCAACAAGGUUCCUUGGCUUCUUUUAUACAAUUUCUUUGUGCUUAUAUGUGAAACCAAUGUUGUGAUAUUUUUUUUAAAGGCUACCUGUUUGGAUUUCCUAAUGCACCGUAUUCCACUACUGGUUACUUGAGACCAAUAAUGGAUGUUAAAUUUUUUUAUGUAGUUUAUACUGGCCGCCAUCCUAGCAUACAUACUCUUGAGGAGAAUGUCUCCAACAGAUGAAUAAAUAAAUAUAAGGGAGCAUCCUAAUGCUCUUCUCUCAAUAGGAAGCAGUGCUACACUCUAGGGAAUUUCAAGGAGAUUGUAGAUUGCGACAAAGUAUAAAGUCAGAAGGCUCAAUAGUUUGUGGGAAAAUGUGCAAGAUGGUGCCUUUUUAGUUCGACUUAUUUGCAUCAGUUUAUUUUAUUUAAUGAAUCUAUUCGAACUACUCUAAAAGGAAAACUAAUGCUUAUGUUUUUCACAUUCAAUACUAUUUUGCAUUUGGAUAUGGUAGUCUGUUUAAUUAAUUCGUGUGAGUAAAUUUUGGCCUUACUGGUAUCAAAUGUACAGCACGAUGUGUUGGUGCUCUUGAUUAUAUUGUGUAACGGACGUUUGUGGAUUUUGUAGUCGAUAGUUUUUAUGGUGUAAUAAAGGCGAACAAAGAUAUUUCUCGGUA
This is a messenger RNA of Amborella trichopoda, 7287 nucleotides long. Lineage: Eukaryota; Viridiplantae; Streptophyta; Magnoliopsida; Amborellales; Amborellaceae. The record is from RefSeq and is a predicted model, not a curated record.